Messenger RNA from Meloidogyne enterolobii, 357 nucleotides. The record is from the annotation of a GenBank genome assembly. NCBI's taxonomy places the organism in Eukaryota, Metazoa, Nematoda, Chromadorea, Rhabditida, Meloidogynidae.
AUGACAUCAAAAAAUGAAGGAAUUGAAAUUCAAAAUGAGUCAGAAAUUUCUCGAGUUAAAAAGUGUUAUAGGAGUCAUGACGUGUCAACAAAACUCGAAGCAAUUGAUUGGGCAAAGAAAAAUUCCAUUCAUUCAGCCUCAAGAAAAUUUGAUGUUGAUCGAAAAAUAAUCAGAAAUUGGAUGAACAGUGAAAAGGAACUUGAACAACUUGAGCAACAGAACAACCUAACAGGUGGACAAAAUCGUAAGAGACUGGCAGGAGGCGGUCGUAAAGUUUCUCAUCCGGGCAUAGAAAAGGAGUUGUCAGAUUGGUUGAAUGAAAUGACUGAAAGGAAUAUGAUUGACUUUAAUCCUUAA